GAAGGCUGCUGCGGGCAGCGGCGGGAGGGCCAGCGGAAAGCGAGGAAAGUUGUAUGCGCCGGGCGCAGGGCUGCGUGCUCCGGAGGGGCAGGAGGGCACCGCCAGCAUCAGCGGGUAGAAAGUAGGGUUGGAAAGCAGUUUCUGGGCUCGCUACAGGCGAAGCGCGUCCCAGGGAUGAAGGGGAACUGGGACAGUAACUCGGAAAAGUGAGUGGGAUUCUCAUUAUUUUCUUCCUUUUUUCCUCCAAAUUCAUAAGGACCUGUUUGAAAGGAAAGCAAAAGCUGCGGUGUGCACCCGCUGCCGAGAGAAAUACGGGAGACGAGGGCACUGCACACUGGCACCCCUGCCUGUGUUCGGCGAGGGUGGAGGGUCCUGUGUUCGGUUCUUCCCCAACACGAUCGUGUACCAAAGCAGCUGCACAUAGUAAACAGGUCCAUCAUGCGACGGAACGCAGGAAGGUGAGACAGAGCAGAAACUGAAAGGAAGAGGGGAAAAAAGACAAAACCCAACUAAACAACCCCCCCAACAACCCAGACUGUGACUGCGAAUUACUUCCAGAGAAAGUGGGUGGAUGUUGUGCGGCAGCGACUUGAGAUUUUAGGGAGUGCACCCUUACAUUUUGCUUCCCUCUACUCCGAGCCUUCUUUCUCCGGUGACAGAAGGCGGCUGUACUUGGUGAUAGGAAAACAGGAGGAGGAAUAAACGGGAGUGGUUCCUUCAGCAGUGCUUGUGAUGCCCUACUGAUCUGCUCUAAGGAUUUUUUUUUUCCCCUGGUGGAUAUUAAUUUCUUGACCUUGAUUUUGAGACCUUUUUAGUUGCAUCGCAGGAUUGGGUUUGUGUUUUUAUUUUCUUUGGCGAGGAGUGUAAAGGGGGAGGCUGGCUUCGGUGCUGAAAGUUGCGAUCGUUAUUAUUUUGGAACCAGCAUGUGCACUAACAUAGUCUACGAGUGGCUGAAGACCCUGCAGCUCCCCCAGUACGCGGAGUCCUUCGUCGAUAAUGGCUACGACGACCUGGAGGUCUGCAAGCAGAUCGGCGACCCAGACUUGGAUGCAAUCGGCGUUGCCGUGCCCCACCACCGGCGCCGGAUUCACGAGGCCGUGCAGCGGCUGAAGGAGGCGGACGAGAGGACGGUGGGGCUGUACUUCACCCUGGAGCCACAACCGCCGCCGCGGCCGGCGCCCCCGGUCGCCGGGCACUGCCCCCGCCGGGUGGCCGAGCAGGAGGAUCGGCGGGUGGGGGCCCCCCGGCACCGCCCCGGUGGCCGGCGGGGGGCGGCCGGCGGCGAGGGGCUGGUCGCCUACCCCAGGCUGAAGCUGAAGAUCAUGAUCCGAGACAAGCUCAUCCGCGACGGCAUCAACCUGAGUAAACCACCCUACUCCAACAAGGAUGGGUCACUGGGAAAUAUUGAUGACCUGGCACAGCAGUAUGCAGACUACUAUAACACUUGCUUCACGGAUGUGUGUGAGAGGAUGGAAGAGCUGCGCAAACGGAGGGUUUCCCAAGACCUUGAUAUGGAGAAACCUGAUGCCAGCCCCACAUCACUACAGCUGCGAUCUCAAAUUGAGGAGUCGCUUGGUCUCAGCAGCACUGCAUCAACACCUGACACUGAAAGAAAGCUCUCCAUUCAUAAAUCAAGUUCGGAAGAUGGCUCUGUAGACUGGAAAAAGAAAAAUAAGUUUUUUUGGCAGAAUUUCCGAAAGAACCAGAAAGGACUAAUGAGGCAAACUUCAAAAGGAGAAGAUGUCGGGUAUGUGGCCAGUGAGAUCACCAUGAGUGAUGAGGAACGGAUCCAGCUGAUGAUGAUGGUCAAAGAGAAGAUGAUCACUAUUGAGGAAGCACUUGCUAGGCUGAAGGAAUAUGAAGCACAGCACAGGCAAUCGAGCAGCGUAGAUGCUACAGAAUGGCCUGAUGGGUCUUACUCAACGUUUGAUGGGUCUUCCAAUUGUAAUUCAAGAGAACAAUCUGAUGAUGAAACAGAGGAGUCAGUGAAGUUUAAGAGGUUGCACAAGCUGGUGAAUUCUACUCGAAGAGUCAGGAAGAAACUCAUAAGAGUGGAAGAAAUGAAAAAACCCAGCACAGAAGGUGUGGAAGAGCACUCACUUGACAACUCUCCUAUACUGGAUGACAGAUCGGCACUUUACUCUGGAGUUCACAAGAAGCAAUUCUAUUUUGAUGGCUCCUGUGAAAAGCAGCCAGAGGACGACUCAGGCUCACUCACUACUUCUCCCUCAUCCAGCAGUCUCGAUAUAUGGGGAGCUAACCGGAAGCUGGUGAAGACCUUCAGCAAAACGGAGAGCCGUGGCCUUAUCAAGCCUCCCAAGAAACUGGGGACAUUUUUCUCUUACCCAGAAGAGGAGAAGACCCAGAAAGUUUGCCGCUCCUUGACAGAUGGGGAAAUGAAGAAGAGCCUUGGCUCACUGAGCCAUGGGGUAAGUACAGAAAGCAUUUGCUUUUAUGACAGCAACAGGCACAAGCACCAUCUUCUGGUGUCCCUGGAGGAGAUUCAGAGUGUAAGGAAGCAGAUCCGAUUGAAGAAAAUGGAUACUAACUAUUCCUGUUCCAGAGCUUUUCUUUGCCAGCGCCCUGCUAGGAAAGGAGCGUACCCUGCAGCUUGCGACCUACAAUUACUGCGUCACAAAACAAAAGGGGGUGGAGGUUGUGGCUUCCCAAACAGAAGGCUACGAGGGCGCACCUCUGUCAGCGAGUUCAAUAUUACCUAUGUGGUGGAGAGAAGCCUGUACAGUCACCUCAACCUCUCUCAGCUGGUGCGCCCCGUUACUGACAGGACCCUGAGCAAGGCCGACAAGCAGGACCUGAGGAGAUGCCUGCUGGAGGAGGAUGAGGAGGCCAAGAGGAAGUGGGCUGCCACAGUCGAUCGUUGUACUAAAAGGGUUCUCUUGAGAAUACACCAAAAGUCUAGAACCUGUAGCUUUGGAGGAUUUGACUUGACAAAUCGUUCCCUUCAUAUUGGAAAUAGUUCUGACCAAAUGGGCAAAGAAGGAGACUUUGUUUACAAAGAAGUGAUCAAAUCACCCUCUGCGUCCCGUAUCUCUCUGGGAAAAAAAGUGAAGUCUGUGAAAGAAACCAUGAAGAAAAGGAUGUCUAAAAAAUAUAGUAGCUCUCUCUCUGAGCAGGAGUCCAGCCCAGGGGUGAUGCCAGGUUCACCACAGUCACCACCACCAGACACUGACUCCCUGGACAAACCCAAGCUGAAAGCCGGUGGCUCAGUAGAGAGCCUGAGGAGUUCCUUGAGCGGUCAGAGCUCAAUGAGUGGUCAGACAGUGAGUACAACAGAUUCUUCAACCAGCAACAGAGAGAGUGUGAAAUCAGAAGAUGGAGAUGAUGAAGAGCCUCCUUACAGAGGACCUUUUUGUGGGAGAGCCAGGGUUCACACUGAUUUUACUCCAAGUCCUUACGAUACAGACUCUCUGAAGCUCAAGAAAGGUGACAUCAUUGAUAUAAUCAGCAAGCCUCCCAUGGGCACUUGGAUGGGUCUGUUGAACAACAAAGUUGGCACUUUCAAAUUUAUCUACGUGGAUGUGUUAAAUGAAGAGGAAGAGAAGCCAAAGCGGCCCACCAGGAGACGCCGGAAAAGCAGACCACCACAGCCCAAGUCAGUUGAGGAUCUCUUGGAUCGCAUCAACUUGAAGGAGCACAUGCCCACUUUUCUGUUCAAUGGUUACGAAGACCUGGAUACCUUUAAGCUUUUAGAAGAAGAAGAUUUGGAUGAACUGAAUAUCCGAGAUCCUGAGCACAGAGCUGUUCUCCUCACAGCAGUGGAACUUCUCCAGGAGUAUGAUAGUAACAGCGACCAGUCAGGAUCUCAGGAGAAACUUCUCUUUGAAGGUCAAGGCCUAACUCAAGGAUGCUCUCCUCGGGAUUCUGGCUGCUACGAAAGCAGUGAAAACCUGGAGAAUGGUAAAACUCGAAGAACCUGCCUUCUGCCCUCAAAAUCAGCAAGUGAGCACAGCUUUAAGGACUUCAGCAGAAACCAGCUAUCAAAUUAUCCUAUGCUUCCACUGACCAAGUCAAUAGACACUCUAGAACAAGAGGAGAAAGCAAGCCGUGCUCUGAAGAGCUCUGGCAAACCUCCAGCUGUUACAGGCCUGAAGAAGAACCGUAGAAGUUUACCAGUUGCUGUCUGUCGUAGCUAUGAAACUCUGGAUGGCCCCCAGGGUGUAGAUACAUGGCCAAGAUCUCACUCGCUGGAUGAUCUCCAGGGAGAAUCCCAUACUAAACUACGGGACACUAGCAAGGAGGCAGGUUCUUUUCCUCAGAAUUCACUGGAUAUAGCAAAAAAGGCAACUGCCUCUGCCCUGCUGCCUCAGUCCCAUGGAGGCAGCUGCAUGGUAGAUGAUUUGGUGGCUAAGCAGGUUAAAGGAGCUGCUAGUUCUCAGAAGGGAAGAGCCAUGGAAUUGGACUGCUCUGUAAAGGAGACUGCAGGUAGAAAGCCUGCUCCAUUGCCCCUGAAAAGCUGUGAAGCUCAGCCUGCCUUAGUGACCCAUCUUGCUACAAGGACACCUCUGGAAAUACAAAGUAAAGGUUUUCAUGACCUUGCACGGGCUGAUUAUGCUCCAGUCCUCAAGGGAGGUCUAGAAGCUGAGCCAAAAGGCACAAAUGAGGCAAGAAUGCAACCAAAAAAUCCUUCACAGCCACCACCUGUCCCUGCCAAAAAAUGCCGCGAACGCCUUUCUAAUGGAUUAUAUCAUCCUUCCAUGACUGUGAGUGGAAACCAUUCAAAUCUAGAAGCACCAUGUUUGCCAGUAAAAAAGACCAGCUCAUCAACUCCCAUUGAUUGUCACGGAGUGUCUGUCCAAAGGACACUUUCUGAACAGGAGCUCAGUGCUCCUCCUAGCCCACUGCCACCCUGGCUGUCGGAGCUCCCAGAGACUGCUAGUGUUCAGCAGCAUGUGAUAAAGCUGGGUCCUGCUUCAGUGAGGAAAGUCUCUUGUAGCAGAGGAAUGGAUCUGGAAAUGGUAAUAGAAAACAAGUUGCAGUCUGAAGACAUUGAUCUUACUGAAGAACCAUACUCUGACAAGCAUGGUCGCUGUGGCAUUCCUGAGGCUUUGGUACAGAGAUACUCUGAAGACUUAGACCAGCCUGAAAAGGAUGUUGCCACAAACAUGGACCAAAUCCGGGUAAAACAGCUGAGGAAGCAGCAUCGCAUGGCGAUUCCAAGCGGAGGGCUCACUGAAAUUUGCCGAAAACCUCUGUCCCCAGGACUUAUCACCUCUGUAUCUGACUGGCUGAUUUCCAUUGGUCUGCCUAUGUAUUCCAGCCUGCUCACAGAAGCAGGAUUCAACACACUGAGCAAAGUGCCUUCUCUGUCACAAACUUGCCUUCAAGAAGCUGGCAUCACAGAGGAAAGGCACAUAAGCAAGCUCCUGGCAGCAGCAAGACUCUUCAAACCUCUUGAUUCAGAGGCAAUUUAACCUUCUCUGUAGUGUGGUAUUGCCUGUUUGAGAAUCCACUGCUUCUUCCUGCACCAAUUUUCCUCUAACUGCUUCACAUAGGUAAAGGGGUCAAGGAAGUGGCUCCCAAAGACAGGCAGAUAUCAUCCUCAAAGGACAUGAAAUGUUUCUAUCACUGUUUUUGGCCACUGAAGGAGAAGGAACCACCAGGUAACAAUGAUGUGGUACUUCCCUCCCCCAUCCUGCCCUAUAAUACAUUCUUUUUCAUAAAGUGCACAGGGUUGGCCUGAGAAUGAGACAGUUUCACAGCAUUAAGAGACCCUUGCACAUUUUCCUCACGUUUGUGGAAGUGAUACACAGUAAUAGGCCUCGUUUCUAUGGAGAGUUCCUUAGAUUGGGCAUCUUCUGUACAUCUAGGUUCCAGGUCCCUGGAGUCAGUCCUCUAAAGACCAAGUACAAGCUAAGGUGCAAAUUCUAGUAGGAGGUUUUUGGCAGACACCUUUUGUUUAACAGUCAAGAUGUGAACGCAACCGUCCUCAGCCAUCUUCACUGUUGCUUGGUAUAGAUCCCAAUACGCCACAAAGCCUUUAGCUAGGCCAAGGAUAUUGAACUGGAAUUAGUCUUCAGUAUGGUCCACCUCUGUCACUCCAGUGCAACUAACCCAUGGAGAGUCAGAAAGCUUCUUUUUAUUUGUACAGAGCUGAAGUAAUUUUUAUAACUUUCUUGCAACCAGCUUUUUAUUUGCCUUAAAAUCAGAUUCUAAGCAGUUACCUAGUGCUCACUUACCUGUAUUCAUGUUUCCCAAGCCUUGUUUCAACCUGUCACCCUUAAGCUGCUCUUAGGGUGAUUUUCAGCUGACGUAGCUUCUAUAAAAUGCCUCAUCAUAACACCUUCUGUGUUGAAGGAGAUGCUUUUACUAAUGCAGGGUUAUGCUAGGUUUCAGUUGUCAGGCUAACUUCUUGUUCACUACAGUCUGCAUUUACUGUUAAUACUAAAUUGUUCCAAAAUAUAUUGCCUUGUAUAUAUGUAACUGCUUUUCAUUUUAAUCAUACUCUGUGUACUGUGUUAUAUUGUCAAUCAUUAUGCUGCAGCUUUGACUUGGUAUCCUGACCGUAUCGAUUCCAAACAGUGGGUUUCUGCAAAUCAGAAUUCACUUGUGGGGAGAUAAAAUGCAUCAAGAAAGCAAAUUGUGUCCCAUAGAAAUCAUCAGGUCCUGUGAAUUACACUGUGAUUUUACAGCAGUUGGCCACCCUCAUGACCAUGUUAACGUUACCUCUCAUUGGAAGACAGCAUUGUUCUAGCAUAUGUGGUGAACCAUUUUUGCAUGAUGUAAUGGUAUUUUUCUGCCUCAGUCCAUGUAAAAUGUUUCAUUUGCAUAUGUGGCUAAUGACAGAUUUUAUUUUUCUAUAUGGGUACACAUUUUCUAUACCAAAUACAAUACAGAUUAUCAUGAAUCACACAGAACUAGCUUUUUCUUUGGGAUCUAUAUAUGAUGUGUCUUUCAGCAUCGUGUAGCACAAACACUCCAUGGAAGACAGAGCAAGCUUACUCUGGCAGGUAAAGGGAGAUAGUCUAGAAACCUGAGCACAGACCAGGAUGUGUGACUGUUUCCAGUAUCAGUUCUAACAUCAACUUGCUGCAUAAAAUUAGACAAGGCACUUUACUGUUUGGUGCCUCACUUAUCCCCUCCUCAUACUGAGCUAAUGACACCUUUCCUUACAAAAUGCUUUCAGGUUGAUGAAAGAAAAAUUGUGGUUGCCCCAGAAUUCCGUACUGUAUACACGUUCCUUUCAUGGACAUGUUUUAAUUCACAUGAACUAUGCGUUUUACUACAGGUGAUAAUUCAUUUGGGCCCUUGUAGAAUUGGUGUGUGUUAGGUUUACUUCCUUUGCUUUGUAUUUCACCACAGUCUACUGCACACCAUUGUGUAAAGGCAACUGAUUCACUGAAGUAACUUGAGAUUGUUCCCAAGCAAAGUUCCUCUGGCUCUGUGUCUGUAAUGUUCACUGUAAUGUGUGGAUAAUGAGCAUGUUUUAACAUGGCAGCAUCAGGAAAUGUACAGUCUAGGUGUUUGCACAGCUGAUGAAAAUCUAAUAGGAGGGAAAAAAACACACAUUUGUUUUUAAAAAAGUGGCUUUUAACUAAUGAUGAUUUCUCUGUUGUCCCUCUCUGAGGCUUACAUGGUGACUGUCAGUAAGCAGGAGAUGGAAAGAGUAUUGAGAAUUCCUGGGAUUGUUGGCAAGGGCCAGAACUGAGUAGAAGUAAGUAGACAGCAGCUGUUUUGGGGCAAAGAUGAAGUCCAGGCUGGGUAUAUGUAAUAAAAAAGUAUACACAUUUCCUUGUGUUGCAGAAAAGGCAAAUCACAUAAUAAACCUCUCCCGUAUUAAUGACUUUCCCCUCUCAAUAACAGAAGGAGAAUUAUGGGAAUAAGAUGAGUCUGUGUGCCAAACACUCCCUGUAAAUCUGUAAUUUGGGAAUGAUUGUGUAAUCCAGGGAAACCAAAUCACACCCAUCGCAACUAGAGUGAGCAGUUUUAGAUUGUGGAGUUUAAUUUUUGCUUUGGUUUUAUUUUUAAAGGCUGUGCUCUGUGGUCUUACUUCAAUUAUCAUUUUAGUUUAUAUUUUAACCUAAAAGAGCCUUAAGCUUCGCAGUGUUUGAGCUUCCCUGCUGUUGUUUCAGUGACCUGUGGCAUUCCAUGAGCAGGUGAGGCAGAGCUGUACGAAAGCCAUAACCUCUUACAUUUUCUUGCUCUCAGCAAAACUUCACUCAUUAACUCUUGGGAAGCAUGAAAGAAACCUGCUGCUGGAAUUCUAAUCUGCUCUGCUCAGGCUAAUUAUGUUAAGCAUCUGUUCACGUACCCUUAUCAAUCAAACAGCUAUUUAGCAAUAGAAGCAGCAAACCCAAAAUAUUACCAAAUUGCUACCGUAAGUGUCAGCUUCGAUCGAUAGCCCUCUAAGUGACAGCGAUGCCUGUCCUUGCUGCGCUCGCUUAGGGGCACGGCUCUGAAUGCAAACUGGGAGAACGAUCAGAAGCGUUGAAUGUUGCAUCACUCAAAUAGGUCUUCAUCUGUAAGAGCAGCAAUAGUGGUCGAUUCACCAAGUCACGGCUGUACAGUUGUACUGUAUUAUUUUUUAGAAUAAAUAAUACUUUUGGUCCAAGAUACUUUUAUCUUUAAUUGACACCCUCUGGGGAAUCAAAACUGUCGAGCAAGUUAUGUAACAACUAACAAAGUUGCACUUUCUGUAUAUGAAAUCAAUAUUUAAAUAACUUAUUUUUCUCCAUUUGCUGUUCUUAAACGAUGUAAGUAGCUGUAAUAUACCAGUACUCAAAAUGUCCUGCAGUUUGCUUCAACCCAAGAAAGCUGUGUAUUGUAAAAAAAAAA
Dryobates pubescens (Downy woodpecker) is the source of this 8793-nucleotide messenger RNA. RefSeq names its product SAM and SH3 domain-containing protein 1. The coding region runs from base 924 to 5432 and encodes 1502 amino acids. Gene Ontology annotation, molecular function: protein binding. NCBI's taxonomy places the organism in Eukaryota, Metazoa, Chordata, Aves, Piciformes, Picidae. The record is from RefSeq and is a predicted model, not a curated record. The transcript is spliced from 20 exons.